AUGGUCAAUUCCCCUUUACCAACAGAUCUUGCAGGUGAAUGCAAAAAAGCUUCUAAAAUCUUGAAUAGCUUUAUUGAUCCAGUUGCAGCAAAAUAUUUAUUUUAUAAAUAUUUUCAUAAUGUAUUAUUAGGCUUGAAAAUGGAUGUAAUUGCUGCCGGACCCGUUGGAAGGACAGCUGAAGGAGCAAGUUCAGUUUCGCUUGGAAAUGUUGCAGCUAUAUUUUCUUAUAGCAAAACAAAAGGAUUAUUUGCUGUAUCAGCAAAAGAACUUCUAUCAGGAAAAAUCCCGCCGCCACCCCAAGCUGACAUUUUAUAUCGAGCACUUAAUGCAAAAGCUUCACGUAGUAACAGUUAUGGUGAGACACAAUAUAACGAUGAACCAGUUUAUGGAGAAGAAUAUGAGCCUCCAAAAUUGAGUCGAUCAGUUUCUUUAUCAACAUCUGCUUCAAAAAAUAACUCUUAUCAAAAUCGAUACAGCGGUUCGACAUCAUUGUCGUCAUCAACAUACAAAGAUAGACUUGAUAAUAAUAAAGAUGACAGCAACGACGAUGGCGAUGAUAAUAAUAGCAUUUCAUCAUCAUCAAUUAAGAAGAAGCCAAGUUAUUCCGAAUCAAAUGCAAAAGAUGUCCAACGUGCAUUGUCUUUGUCAAAUGAGUUUAAUAAUCGUAUUAGUAGCAAUAGUUUAAAUAGAAAGUCAUCAUCUAAACCGCCACCAAUAGCUCCUAAACCUAAUAUUCCACCGCGUAAAAAACAACAAACAGCUGUUGCCUUAUAUGACUUUGAUGGAGAACAAGAUGGUGAUUUAACCUUCAGCAAAGGUGAUGUUAUUAUUAUUACAAAACAAUCAGAAAGUACUAAUGAUUGGUGGACUGGUAAAUGUAAAGGAAAAGAAGGAAUUUUCCCAGCAAACUACGUUGAAUUAAAUUAA
Messenger RNA from Entrophospora sp. SA101, 927 nucleotides. Lineage: Eukaryota; Fungi; Glomeromycota; Glomeromycetes; Entrophosporales; Entrophosporaceae. The record is from the annotation of a GenBank genome assembly.